Messenger RNA from Stegostoma tigrinum, 1128 nucleotides. Its product is annotated as zinc finger CW-type PWWP domain protein 1-like. The transcript is spliced from 10 exons. The record is from RefSeq and is a predicted model, not a curated record. The coding region runs from base 25 to 1128 and encodes 367 amino acids. NCBI's taxonomy places the organism in Eukaryota, Metazoa, Chordata, Chondrichthyes, Orectolobiformes, Stegostomatidae. Gene Ontology annotation, cellular component: nucleus.
UGGCUUGAAGAUCCUCUGUACAAUAUGUGCGACCUACCAGAGGAGGUCUGGGAUGGAAGAGAGAUUGAUAUUAUUUAUGCUGAGCUGGUUCCUGGUUCUAUAGUGUGGGCAAAGCAGCUUGGAUAUCCAUGGUGGCCAGGGAUGGUGGAACAUGAUCCGCAGACUGGGAAAUACUUUAUGUUCACAACCGACUCAGAUCAGUUUCCGUCAAAAUAUCAUAUUACAUUUUUUGACACGACUGUAAGCCAUGCAUGGAUCCCAGUGCCGCUGAUAAAGGGUUUCCGGGAGAUCCCUCAAGAGAGAAACGUGGCAAAGCGUGAUUUCUCGAAGAGAGUAAACACUGCGAAGAAGAUGGCUGAAGAAGCUCAGAAAGUUAAAAUACAGGACCGAAUAUCCCAGUUUGGAUUUCUUGUCAGAUAUAAGGGAAUUGAAGAUGCCAAACUUUCUGAAGAUAGUGCCAGUCAGGAAUCACUGGAGGAUCCCUGCAUUGUUGAGGAUGCAAAAAGACCAAAACCCAGGAACAAAGAAGAGUUUUGGAGUAAGGACUGUGCAGAGAAGGAGACUGAAACCCAUCAGCUGCGAGCCAGAAAGGGAAAAGAGAAGAAUGGUGAUGUUCACCUCGCUGCUGGUCCAAAGAAACCGGGCAAACAGAAAUCUCCAGCACAUCUGGUUAGGAAGAUGUUACCGAACAACUCCAAGUGGUUUAGAGACCCCACCUUGAAGAGGGACAGCAGUGGGGGCAAUCAGGAAGUCGCUGAGAAAUCAGCUGCCUCAAAUGGGAUUGAAGAGGUGGAGCCCAUGCCUCAGAGAGCCAAGGGGACUGAAGACAAAGUUACGGGACAUGGUCGUGUUCAGCACAAGGCUUGCUUCAGCCCUGACCCUGACUCCCACACACUGCCGCGCAUUGCAGCUGAAAAGGAAUCUAUGAUGGCGAAGAAACAUCUGCUCUGGGAACACCCAUCGCCUCCCAGAGAUGGCCUGGCCAGUGAAGGCUUUACCAAGCUGCUCCAAGAGGUUGUUGAAAAGAAACAAGAUGCAGAUAGCUUCUCAGAUAAUGACAUGGCAGUCUUAACAUUGAAGAAAUCAGAAGAUGAAGAGGAAUUUGCUGACUUCAUGUUCGAGGAGUGA